Molecule: messenger RNA, 2467 nt
Organism: Phragmites australis (common reed)
Lineage: Eukaryota; Viridiplantae; Streptophyta; Magnoliopsida; Poales; Poaceae
Product: ankyrin repeat-containing protein At5g02620-like
Exons: 4
Coding region: 442-2121 (559 amino acids)
Cellular component (GO): plasma membrane
Molecular function (GO): protein phosphatase 1 binding; protein phosphatase regulator activity
Source: RefSeq, a predicted model, not a curated record
AAAUGAACAAGAAUGAAAAAUAGCAGCCAAUAGAAGGCUGUCAAGUUGCAUAAUAAUUUAUUCCAGAAAAAAACUAGGGACCAAACUGUACCAAUUGGCAUAUUUGUUGACACAUCUUUCUCUAAUCAGAGGCCAAUCAGAGGCCAAGCAGUUAGCUCUUAGAGAGGGAGAGGGGCCAGAGAAACAAAAGCAUAUCCCAACAAGAACCUUGGCUUGGCUCCCUCCUUGGCUCGUUGGGUGGUUGAUAUUGCGGUGGCUGGUGGAAGAAAGUAUCAGGUACAAGUUGCAAUUUUGGAGAGUUUUUCUUUCCCAACCCUGGACAGAAGCAAGAGGAAUCACAGAAAGUUUGGUGAGGCGAAGUUUUCUUGGAUUCUGCAAGAACAAGGCAUCGCAGUCUGAGGACUUCUCCCGGCUCCAUCUAGUUGCUUCUUGGAUUCGGCCAUGGAGAGGCAAUCCAGCUUCCGUCUAGGCGCGCUGGAGAAGCUGAAGAGCUUCCGUGGGAUGGAGAAGCAGAAGAGCUUCCGGGGGAUGAUGUCCAUGGAGCGGCGGAGCAGGGACAGCCCCGGCAAACGCGGCGACACGCCGCUCCACCUCGCGGCGAGGUCUGGGAGCGUGCCCCACGCCCAGAAGAUCCUCGCCGAGCUCGACCGGGAGCUGGUCGCGGAGAUGGCGGCCAGGCAGAACCAGGACGGCGAGACGCCGCUGUACGUCGCCGCCGAGAAGGGCCACUCCGAGGUCGUGCGCGAGAUCCUGAAGGUCUCCGACGUGCAGACGGCGGGGAUCAAGGCGAACAACAGCUUCGAUGCGUUCCACAUCGCCGCGAAGCAGGGUCAUCUUGAAGUUUUGAAGGAGCUAUUGCAGGCUUUUCCGGCUCUUUCUAUGACAACAAAUUCUGUAAAUGCUACAGCUCUGGAUACUGCUGCAAUUCAGGGUCACGUUGAUAUUGUUAAUCUUCUACUGGAAACGGAUGGUAGCCUCGCCAGAAUUGCGAGAAAUAAUGGGAAGACGGUUUUGCAUUCAGCAGCAAGAAUGGGCCAUGUGGAAGUUGUAAGAUCAUUGCUGAAUAAGGAUCCCGGGAUUGGUUUAAGAACGGAUAAGAAGGGGCAAACAGCACUACAUAUGGCUUCGAAAGGACAAAAUGCUGAAAUCGUGGUUGAGUUGUUGAAGCCUGAUGUCUCAGUUAUCCAUAUAGAAGACAACAAGGGUAACAGGCCACUGCAUGUUGCUACUCGGAAGGCGAAUAUCAUUAUAGUGCAGACUCUAUUAUCAGUUGAAGGGAUCGAUGUCAAUGCAGUCAAUAGAUCUGGAGAGACUGCUUUUGCCAUUGCUGAGAAAAUGAACAACGAAGAACUUAUUAACAUCCUAAAAGACGCCGGCGGAGUAACUGUAAAAGAGCAAGUACCUCCUCCAAAUUCGGCAAAGCAUCUUAAGCAAACUGUCAGUGAUAUUAGACAUGAUGUCCAGUCCCAGAUCAAGCAAACACGUCAGACCAAGAUGCAAGUCCAGAAAAUCAAGAAGAGACUCGAAAAGCUCCACAUUGGUGGGCUGAACAAUGCCAUCAACUCCAACACCGUUGUUGCAGUGCUUAUCGCCACCGUCGCCUUUGCUGCCAUAUUCACUGUCCCUGGAAACUUUGUGGAGGAUCUGAGCCAAGCACCUCCCGGCAUGUCCUUGGGGCAGGCAUACGUCGCAAGCAAUCUGGCCUUCAUAGUGUUCCUGGUCUUCGAUGCCUUGGCUCUCUUCAUCUCGCUCGCUGUCGUCGUUGUCCAGACCUCGCUGAUUGUUGUGGAGCAGAAAGCCAAGAAGAGGAUGGUCUUCGUGAUGAACAAGCUGAUGUGGCUCGCAUGCCUAUUUAUCUCGGUGGCCUUCAUAGCGCUGACGUAUGUUGUUGUCGGCCGCGAUGACUGGUGGCUGGCUUGGUGCACCAUGGGGAUCGGCACCGUGACCAUGCUGACCACCAUUGGUUCCAUGUGCUACUGCAUCAUCGCUCACAGAUUGGACGAGAAGAACACGAGGAAGAUCAGGAAGGCCUCUGCAAGCCAGUCCCGCUCAUGGUCCCGGUCAGUUGACUCAGAUGAAGAGCUGCUUAACAGUGAAUACAAGAAGAUGUAUGUGCUCUAGGAUAACAACCACACCAUGAUGGGUGCUUUGUACAUAAGAGCUAUGUUUUGCCUGAGGCUACCAGAUCGAUAGCAUCCACUGGGAUCGAUUGGAAACUCGGGAGCACGGUAUCUAUAUUUAGCUGAUGGUACCUUGCUGCCAAAACAAGGAAAUUUCCUUACAGGGUUGGUAGGCUUGUACUGACUGAAGUUUCCUUACAGUGUUGGUAGGCAUUGCGUGAUUUUACCCCCCUCCAAGGUGAAAGUCAAUGGUGAAGGCAUUUGUCAAAGUCCAGUGGUCAUGCACUCUCAUCCUGUACACGAUGAGCUAAGGAAGUGAUAUAAAUGGUAGAAUUUUUUUAAUAUUA